AUGUUUCGCCAUCUCAUGUCCUCAAAGGUGCGCUCCAACGCAGGCUGCUGGACCUGUCGUCUCCGGCGCAAGAAAUGCGAUGAGAAGCGUCCUGUCUGUGAUGCGUGUGGCGCCCUUGAGAUCAGUUGUUUCUUUGAUGAGGAAAAGCCAGAAUGGAUGGACGGUGGACCAAAGCAGAAAGCCAUGGCUGAGAAGAUCAAGGCUCAGGUCAAGAAGCAGGCCAGUCAGCGUCGCGAUCGCAAGUAUAUGGAGAUGCUUGAAGCCGGCACUCGCAAUGUUACACUCCAGAAUGAGGGCCAAAGCCAACAGCAGCCUCAUGACGCUGCCAUGUCCGCUGCAUCCGACACGGAUCCUGCUUCGGGCCAUGAGUUUGGAUCGACGCCUGCUUCUAGCAACACCAGCGGUGCCUCGCCCCCUGAUAUGCCAUGGCACAGUCACUUCUCUGUCCCGACUGAAGAUUCCAGCAGCUCAACUGGCGCCAGUACCGAGAUUCACUUCAUCAUGAUCUACCUCGACUACGUCUUCCCUUAUCUCUUUCCCUUCUACCGCCCUCCCAUCUUGGCCGGCGGUCGUGGCUGGGUACUCGACGUGCUCCAAAGCAACAAGUCCGUCUGGCAUACAGCUGUGUCCCUUACUUCGUACUUCUUCAGCAUAGUCAUGGCCAAUGGCGCAGUCGAGCAUCAGGAGUGCACAAACCGAAUGGUUCAUCAAUUGCAGUCUCAACUUGAGAUGGGUCUGAGGGAACUGCAGCGUGAGAUGACCGCUGUCAACCACAAGGUCUCCUGUGCCGGCGUCCGAGAUCGUCUCCUUGUUCUACAAGCUAUCCUACAGAUGCUCAUCUUUGAGGUUUCAACGAGUAACAAGGACCACUGGAAGAUGCACCUCGAUGCCGCUAUUACCAUGUUCCAACAAAUCCUCCCGCAGUCAGAGAAAUGGGGCGAGACAUUGGAGGCUCUCUACAGCUACCGUUGGCCACCGCCAGAGAUGGGUAUCCGAAGACCCUUCAGCACUAAUCAAGCUGCCCUUCGCUUCUUUACAGCCAAUGUCCUCUACAUCGAUGUCAUAUCCAGCAUUACACUCGAGCAGGCGCCACGCCUUCAGAAGUACCAAGAUAACAUUAUGCCCAGUUGCAAAACUUACACCAACCCACAUGAAGUUCGGAUCUCGGGCUCACUCUUCAUGGAAGAUUAUGUUGGUCUCAACAACUGGGUUGUGCAGAUCAUUGGUGACAUUGCGGCACUCGAUGCUUGGAAGAAGGACCAGAAGAAAAAGAACUCGUUAUCAAUAAAUGAGUUGGUUCAGCGAGGCAAAAUCAUGGAAGACGCCAUCAAGGGGGGACUCAGUGUAAUUGAAGCGCAGAUCCAAACAUCGGGCCCCUUCUUCGAUCCCGUGAUAAGCGUUGUGGCAAAUCCUACUCAAAAUUACGGCUACGGUGUUGAUACCAAACAAGCCCCUGGCCUUGCGGUCAAUAACAUGAUCUGGCUCCAAGCAGCGCUCACAUACCUUCACGUCGUCAUAUCCGGCUGGCAACCGUCUUGCCCAGAGAUCCAAACCUCCGUUUCCCGUAUGACAGAACUCCUUACGACCCUUCCAACCAACGUCUGCCUCCGAACUCUAGUGUGGCCCUUUUGUAUCGCAGGUUGCCUUUCGCCCCCUGAAGACGAGGAUAAGUAUCGCGCAAUGGUGGAGCGUCUGGGCCCGGUCAGUGUGUUCGGCACCAUCAGAGAGGCGCUUGAAGUUAUGGAGAAGGUGUGGGCGAGGCGAGAUCAGAUUGAUGAGAGUUGGGAUGUGGCCAAGUGUCUUCAGAUUCUAGGACACGGAGUUUUGCUGAUUUGA
Molecule: messenger RNA, 1836 nt
Organism: Fusarium tjaetaba
Lineage: Eukaryota; Fungi; Ascomycota; Sordariomycetes; Hypocreales; Nectriaceae
Product: C6 transcription factor
Exons: 1
Coding region: 1-1836 (611 amino acids)
Biological process (GO): positive regulation of transcription by RNA polymerase II
Cellular component (GO): nucleus
Molecular function (GO): zinc ion binding; transcription cis-regulatory region binding; DNA-binding transcription factor activity, RNA polymerase II-specific
Source: RefSeq, a predicted model, not a curated record